AACUAUAUACUCUGUCUAACUCGCCCAGAGUUCAGACCGGAACAGGCAGCGAGGAACUCAAUAGUCUGUGGUUCUUUUCCUCCAUACAGCAGGGGAGGACAGCCGGCUGGGAGAUCUUCCCGUCUCUGAGCUUCUGGAGAGAGCCAACAGCAACCUGGUCCGCUCCGCUGGGGGUCCUGUCCUGACGGAGGGAGACAUCGUCGUCGACGAGGAGGCCGAGAGGAACGCCGACCCGUGCACGUCCAGCGGCUGCAUGUGGCGCCCGUGGACGGACGGCAUGGUCUACAUCCCAUACUACAUCAACAACCAGUACUCUUCUCGUGAGAAGGCCAUCAUCACGCGCGGCCUGGAGUCCUUCUCCUCGUUCUCCUGUAUCAGGUUCAGACCCAGCCGCAGCUCAGACCGGGACUGGAUCAGCAUCGAGUCCAAGGGCGGGUGUUUCUCCUCCAUCGGUCGUCGUGGGGGGGGCCAGGUGGUGUCCCUGGCCCGGCAGGGCUGCCUCUACCACGGGACGGUCCAGCACGAGCUGCUGCACGCCCUGGGCUUCAACCACGAGCAGACGCGCUCCGACCGUGACCAGUACAUCAGGGUGGUGCUGCAGAACGUCCAGUCAGGGAUGGAGCACAACUUCAGGAAGAAGAACACCUUGAACCAGGGCACGUCCUACGACUACAACUCAGUGAUGCAGUACCACAGGUACGCCUUCUCUAAGAACAACCAGCCGACCAUGGUGCCAAUCCCUGACGCCAACGUCUCCUUCGGGAAGGCCACGCAGAUGAGCCGCAACGACAUCACCCGCCUCAACACCCUCUACAAGUGCUAUGCUGAUGUGGUUCACGUCCCCGGGUUGAGACCCCAUGUGCUGUGUUUGUUUUGCGCAGAGGGGGUCCGCCGCGAGAAAGUCCCUUCCCUUGGGAUGUCCGUGGGAGAGCUUCUGGAGAGAGCCAACCGAGGCCGCACUCUCCGCCCUAAUGGGCCUGUGGUGGUGGAGGGAGACAUCGCCAUCAAGACUGUGUCCGGGAGGAACGCCGACCCCUGCACCGCGCAGGGCUGCCUGUGGAAGAAGUGGACGGACGGCCUUGUCUACAUCCCCUACUACAUCGCCAACCAGUACUCGCCCCGGGAGAAGGCUAUCAUAAUCCGGGGCCUGGAGUCCUUCUCCGCCGUGUCCUGCAUACGCUUCCGGCCCACCAUCCAGAACGACGUGGAGUGGCUCAACAUCGAGUCUGAGAGCGGCUGCUACUCCUGGGUGGGUCGUCAGGGGGGUAAGCAGGUGGUGUCCCUGGCCCGGCAGGGCUGCCUCUACCACGGGACGGUCCAGCACGAGCUGCUGCAUGCCCUGGGCUUUAACCACGAGCAGACGCGCUCCGACCGCGACAAGUACAUCAAGGUGGCCUGGGAGAACAUCAUCGAUGAUCAGAAAUACAACUUUAACAAACUCAACACGCUGAACCAGGGCACGCCGUACGACUACAGCUCCGUGAUGCAGUACGAGAGGUACGCCUUCUCCAAAAACAACAAGCCCACCAUGAUCCCCAUCCCCAACCCCAACGUGGCCUUCGGCGGGUCCCAGGAGAUGAGCAAGAACGACAUCAUCAGGAUCAACAACCUCUACAAGUGCUGUGAGCUGUGGACAUGAACUGCAGCUGAGAGCAGAUCCACUCAACGUUGAGAUCAAGUUGUAGGAACAAUAAAGAUUCUUUUUCUCA
Molecule: messenger RNA, 1709 nt
Organism: Gadus macrocephalus (Pacific cod)
Lineage: Eukaryota; Metazoa; Chordata; Actinopteri; Gadiformes; Gadidae
Product: astacin-like metalloendopeptidase
Exons: 13
Coding region: 254-1639 (461 amino acids)
Biological process (GO): proteolysis
Molecular function (GO): zinc ion binding; metalloendopeptidase activity
Source: RefSeq, a predicted model, not a curated record